Salmo salar (Atlantic salmon) is the source of this 444-nucleotide messenger RNA. Lineage: Eukaryota; Metazoa; Chordata; Actinopteri; Salmoniformes; Salmonidae. The record is from RefSeq and is a predicted model, not a curated record.
AUGAUACGACCCAUGACCCGCUGUGAGGAUGCUAGAGAUGCCGCUAUAAAUGGCACAAUUGGAGCCUACAUCACCACGUGUGACGAUGCUGGACGAUACACCCCUGAGCAAUGUUGGGGCUCUGCAGGUUAUUGUUGGUGUGUGACCAGUACUGGAAAGAAGAUCCAGGGUACUGAGACUUCACUAGGAACUGCUCUCAACUGUUCCAGCCAGUAUGCUAUGAUACGACCCAUGACCCCCUGUGAGAUUGCUAGAGAUGCCUCGAUAAAUGGCCCAAUUGGAGGCUACAUCUCCAAGUGUGACAAAGAUGGACAAUACACCCCUGAACAAUGUUGGGGCUCUACAGGUUACUGUUGGUGUGUGAACAGUACUGGACAGGAGAUCCCGGAUACUGAGACUCCACCAGGAACGCCUAGUAUCAACUGUGCCACCCAGUGUAAGUGA